This is a messenger RNA of Brassicogethes aeneus, 2822 nucleotides long. NCBI's taxonomy places the organism in Eukaryota, Metazoa, Arthropoda, Insecta, Coleoptera, Nitidulidae. The record is from the annotation of a GenBank genome assembly.
AGCAAACAAUGAUUUACAAACAUCUAAUACUACUGCUAAGCAGUGGCGUGCUUUUGGCACCCGCCGAUACAGCAAGCGAAACACCAAAUUAUAGACUUCCAAAAACACAUUUACCAAACGAAUAUAACUUAACACUUAAAUUAAACUCCGGUACCUUCAAAGGAAAAUCAAAAACAUUUACUGGUACGGUAAUAAUUAACAUCACUGUUCUUGAUAAAUCCAGUAAAGAAAUAAAAUUGCAUGCUGAUAGCACCUACAUAACAGUCAAUAGUGUAAAACUUAAUGGUGUUACUGAAUUAUCUCAUACUAUUGACGUGACAAGCAUACUAACAAUUGAUCUAGGAACAGAAACAACUAAAGAUAGUCUUAGUUUAACAAUUAAAUUUAAAGGUAUUCAUAGAGAAGAUAUGAAUGGGUUUUACCUAAGUAACUAUCAAGAAAAAAAUACUGCGAAAUAUUUAGUAACCACUCAAUUUCAACCGACGCAUGCUAGAUCAGCUUUUCCCUGUUUUGAUGAGCCCGAGUUCAAAGCAACUUUUCAAGUUAAAAUAGAACAUCCUAAAAGUGUAACUGCUUUGUCUAAUACUAAAGGAACAACAACAAAUGAAUGGUUCUCUUCCACUACCACAUUUGAAAAAACUCCCAUAAUGUCAACUUACCUUCUGGCUUUCAUAGUAUCUGAAUUUACCUGUACCGAAUCUAAAACUGAUGCAAUUUCUUUUCCACAUUCUGUUUGCUCGAGAAAUGAAACUAUCGAAAUGAGACAGUUGGCUUUAAUGGACGGACCUUUAAUUUUGGCAGAGUUAAAUAAUUACACUGGGAUCCUAUAUGAAACUCACAUGCACAAAAUGCAUCAACUUGCCAUUCCUGAUUUUUCUGCUGGAGCUAUGGAAAACUGGGGACUUGUCACUUACAGAGAAAUUUAUCUUCUUUGGAGUGAAAAGGAGUCAACAAAUAUAAACAAACAACAAAUAUCGACAGUGAUUGCUCACGAAUUAGCUCACCAAUGGUUUGGAAAUUUAGUUACCACGAGAUGGUGGGACACGACGUUUUUAAACGAGGGAUUUGCCACAUAUUUUGAAUAUUUUAUAACACAUAAGAUUCACCCCGAUUGGGAAUUGGACAAACAAUUUAUAAUUGAUGAAUACCAUUCAGCUUUCGAAGCUGACUGUGUCAUUUCUGCAGGUGCUCUUAAAUCCAAUGUAUCAAGUCCCUCAGAAGUGAGCGCCAUAUUCAACACCAUAUCUUACUCAAAAGGUGGAAGUAUAUUAAGAAUGGUAGAGCACAUAUUAGGAAGUAGCGUUUUUCAAAGUGGUCUGCAAGCUUACCUAAAAGAAAGGAGUUUAAAUUACACUGAACCCAAAUUUUUAUGGGAAAGUUUGAAUGCAGUAUCUCAAAGUUUACUGAAUGACUUGGAUUUAAAUACCGUGAUGAAAAAUUGGGUUGAAAAUCCUGGUUAUCCUUUAGUUACAGUGAAUGUAACAGGAAAUAAAGUUGAAUUGACCCAAAAACGCUUUUUGAUUGGCAAUGAUCCCAAUAAGACGAAUUGGCAUAUUCCAAUAAGUUAUACACAAUCCACUGAUAAAAAUAAAUUUGCCAACACUUUUCCGCAAACGUGGUUAAAACCAAAUGAAUCUCUUAAGUUUGCAGUAAAUGAAAGUUCAGAAUGGAUAAUAUUAAAUAACCAACAUGCAGGAUAUUUCAGAGUAAACUAUGAUGACGUAUCCUGGGAAAAAAUAAGAUUGGCUUUGAAAAAAGAUGACUUUGAUGGCAUUCAUGAAUUAAAUAGAGCCCAAAUAGCCAAUGAUGUUUUUGGUUUAGCCAAAACCGGAUACAUUAGCUACGGAAAGGCCUUUGCAAUUUUAGAAUUUUUGGAAACCGAUGUGUCAUAUUAUUCUUGGUCUUCGGCUGUGUCAGGGUUUAAUUAUUUAUUGAAAAGGUUGGGAACUGGAUCCACUCUGGGACAAUCCAUACAGGCGCAUAGUAGGAAACUAAUAACCAAAUUGUAUGAAUCCGUACCUUUUAGUAAAUUGAACAAUACAGACCACAUUUACACUGCGAAACAAGUAAUGGCGCUUUCUUAUGCUUGUCAAAUAGGAAUAGAAUCUUGUAAAACGGCUGCUUUGGGUGAAUUUGACAAAUAUAAAACUACAAAAAUAAGGCCAGAUCCAAAUCUAAGAAAAAUUGCAUAUUGUAAUGGACUUCGCUAUAGCAAGGACAAGAGUAAUUGGGAAUACUUGUGGGAUUCUUAUAAAUCAACUGAUGAUGCCUCUGAAAAAAUGACAAUAUUGUCUGCACUUAGUUGCACUACAGACAAGGAACUACUUAAUAAAUACUUAGAAUUUUCCAUAGAUUCCAGUUCGGGCAUUCGUUCUCAAGACUCUCUAUCAGUUUUUAGUGCUGUUUACAGUAAUUUUGAUGGUGUUGAAGUUGCCUUCAAUUUUUUGAAAAAUAAUUAUGUCCAAAUUAAGACUAGCUACAAAAGUUUAAAUGCUUUAGUAGCUGGAUUGGCCGACACAUUUACUACAAAUGGGCAAAUAAAUGAGCUUAAAGAAUUUAUUAAAUCUCUGGACACUCAGGAAUACAGUGGAUUCAUCACUGCUGCAAAAGGAGCAUUAAAAUCAGCCGAAUCCAACGUAGAAUGGGUUGAAAAAUAUAAGAAAGAAUUAAAUGAAUACUAUGGAAUUCCACAACCAGGCAGCUCAUGUAUUUUGAUGAUAUCAGUUAAUGUUUUUGUUAUAAGCCUUAUUGGAUUAUUGUUUUUAAUAUAAUGUAUGUAUAUAUGUAUAAAUUAAUAUAAAUGUUUGAAUAAAACAUACCUA